Messenger RNA from Hypomesus transpacificus, 1437 nucleotides. It is a transcript of the gene tigarb, whose product is annotated as TP53 induced glycolysis regulatory phosphatase b. Bases 5 to 877 code for a protein of 290 amino acids. Gene Ontology annotation, biological process: negative regulation of programmed cell death; fructose 2,6-bisphosphate metabolic process; negative regulation of glycolytic process. The record is from RefSeq and is a predicted model, not a curated record. The transcript is spliced from 6 exons. Lineage: Eukaryota; Metazoa; Chordata; Actinopteri; Osmeriformes; Osmeridae. Gene Ontology annotation, molecular function: fructose-2,6-bisphosphate 2-phosphatase activity. Gene Ontology annotation, cellular component: cytosol.
GAGAAUGACGUUUUGUAACAGCAAUACAGGAAGAAUCACAGAAUUAUUAGCGGACCGUGCAAUGCUAAAGUUUAGCUUGACAAUAAUACGACAUGGGGAGACGCAGUACAACAGAGACAAGUUGUUGCAAGGUCAGGGAGUGGACACCCCCCUGUCAGGUACAGGGCUGCAGCAGGCUGAAGCAGUGGGCCAGUACCUCAGAGAGCUCAGGUUCAACAAUGUGUUUGUCAGUAAUCUACAGCGUGCCCGACAUACAGCUGAAAUCAUCUUGAGACACAAUGCCCACUCAUCUGGCACUGAAAUGGUUUUGGACCCUUUACUCCGAGAAAGAGGCUUUGGAAUAGCAGAGGGGCGGCCUAAGGAGGACCUAAAGAACAUGGCCAAUGCUGCUGGUCAAUCAUGCAGAGACUUCACCCCUCCUGGAGGAGAAACCUUAGAGCAGGUAAGAAUGCGAUUCAAGAAGUUUCUCAAGGUACUCAACCAGCGCAUGGUGGAUGAACAUGGCUACUCAGGACAGAGUUAUCUUGCCGGGGUGGAAGAGGCUGCAGCUGCCCCUUUGUCUGGUGGUGGACCGAAAGACAGGCCUCACACUGGCCUACCUCAAGACGGGCUCCAGGGUGUCUCGGUCCAUGCCCUGGUGGUCAGCCACGGAGCCUACAUCCGGGUGGCCGUCAGACACUUUGUGGAGGACCUGCAGUGCUCCCUGCCUCCAGGAAUGAGGAUGUCCCAGGUGUUCUCUCCGUGCCCCAACACAGGUAUCAGCCGCUUCAUUCUCACUCUGACUCGGGAUGAGGCCGGCCUGGCACUCUCCACCGUCCGCUGUGUCUUCACAAAUAGAAAGGACCACUUGGCAAAACUCCAAGAUACUGAUAAAUAGAGAUCAAACCCCAGAUUGGGUUUUAUUGUGCAAUGUCUGAAAUCUAUUUUGGUGGGAACGCUCAAAUGAAAAAUGGAAGGCUCCAAGACUGAAGUACUGUAUCUAGACAGUAGACACUACUAUUGACAUGUUUGCACAACAUUGUUAUGAACAGGGUAAAUUAUUUUUGCUUGAGCAGUAGGUUACUCAGUUUUAGUCAUUUUCCCUCAGUGCAAUACCACACUUCUGUUAGCAACGCAUUAUUGCAUGGGUGGGAUUGGUGGAAAACGAAUCCGGUUCCAGUCAUCGGACGUUCUUGUACAAGUAAGCACCUAUUAUAUAAGAAUUUUGCUGAAUUGAUCUGCACUUUUAAACGUGAACUUUUCUGUUGUGUGUUUACAAUGAUUGAUUGCACCAAAGGCAAAGAGUUAUUGCUGAACUCUGUCAACACUGUUUCUAAAUUAUUUUGACUGAAUGACAAUGAACAUAUAAGUAUCUGCUAACUUGUGGUCUGUGUUAUUAUCUAUGUGUAAAAUACAAAUCAAAGGCAUCACUGUAAUAAAUAAGAUCUGAAGCUAAAA